AUCAAAAAUUGUUUGCCAGAACGAAGAAAUUCACCCAAUUUUCAGACAAACUAACCGUUCAAUCCCCGCCAUCGUUCACUUUUUACAUAAAUUAAGUAUGGACUAUUUCUUUGCCCAUAAUGAGAUACUGAUAUUUGUUUCAUUUUAAGUAGAAAAAGAGAGAAAAUGACGCAAAAUCUUUGUCGUAAACGACAAGGUAUGUACCAUGUGACGCGUUUCAACCAAUGAGAGUAAAGGAUUUUCACAUAAAGAAGCUGUAAUAUGUGCUGGUCCGCCAUUGCAGAGUUCUGAAAGCUCGUUGGUGUGAUCUGUAAUCCUGCUGACGGAAUGGACUUCAAAGGCCAUCCGACGCUGCAGGAUUAUCAGCAGUCAGUACAGAACACCGUAUUGCCUUGCAACGUUUAAAGUGCCGGAGACCAUACAAUAUUACCUCUUCUUCUCCGGGCAAGGUAAAACCCCUGUGCACCAUCGGGCCGCAUUUCACCCGAGUUCAGUGAAUGUCCCCGCGGAAAGUGGACACUCGAUUCAGGACCAGGACACGACGCAGACUACGACAAACGCAUCUCAACAGCCGACUCAACUGAGCGAGGAUUUCACCGCCAUGAAAGCAGACAUGCCUCAGGCCAGCCAGACGGACUCUGCCUCCCAGGCCCAGCAGGUCAAGCGGGCAGGCGGCAGAAUGACCAACCAGCUACAGUACCUACAGAAGACUGUCAUGAAAGCCCUCUGGAAGCACCAGUUUGCCUGGCCGUUCCACGUGCCGGUCGAUCCCACGAAGCUCAGCUUGCCGGAUUACUUCAAGAUCAUCAAGCAUCCCAUGGACCUGGGUACGAUCAAGAAGAAACUGGAGAGCAAUAGCUACUACAGCGCUAAGGAUUGCAUCUCAGACUUCAACCUGAUGUUCACCAACUGCUACGUCUACAACAAGCCUGGAGAGGAUGUUGUACUGAUGGGCCAGGCCUUGGAGAAGCUCUUCCUAACCAAAGUGGCCCAGAUGCCUCAAGAGGAGGUAGAGCUGCCGCCCCCGAGCAAGCCGGGGGCCGGAGACGACGCUGCGGCGGGGGGAAAGAAAGGCAAACGGGGGCGCGGCAGAGGUGCACCUCCAAGAGCAGCGGCAGCUGCCGCAGCAGCGGCCGUCACCCCCUCCGCCCAUCUUGCCGAGAACAACCACACCCCAGCCCCGACGCCGACGAAGAGACAAACGCCCCCCGUUACCCGGCCGGCGGCCCCUACCUCAAGACCGACCCCCAACACCAGGCCGACGCCCAACACCAGGCCCACGCCGGCGCGGCCGGCCCCGCCGGCUAUCCCUGCCCAGCAGCAGGCACCUGCUGUAGAGGUCGUAUUACCACCCCCUCCUGUCCAUCCCAGCGGCAAGGGACAGAUGUCGUCGCCGCCUCCAGGAGUCUCCAAAGUCAGAAAAGGCGUGAAGCGGAAAGCCGACACCACCACCCCCAGCACCACCCCGGGUCCCCCGAGCGUCCUGCUCAACUCCUUCUCCCAGCUGGACGGCCCCAAGCCCAACAAGAUUGCCACGCGACGGGAGAGCGGCCGGCAGAUCAAGCCCCCCAAGCGGGAACUGCCCGACGAGGAGGCGCAACACCAGAGGGGCAAGAAGUCCAAACUCUCCGUCCAGCUACGGCACUGCCAUGGCAUCUUGAAGGAGAUGCUCUCCAAGAAACAUGCUAUGUAUGCCUGGCCAUUCUUCAAACCCGUCGACGCUGAUGUGCUGGGCUUACACGACUACCACGACAUCAUCAAACACCCUAUGGACCUGGGGACAAUAAAGGAUAAGUUAGAAAAUCGAAGUUACAAAAACGCCAACGAGUUUGCUGCCGACAUGCGGAUGAUGUUCACAAAUUGCUACAAGUACAACCCACCAGACCACGACGUCGUCAACAUGGCCAGGAAACUGCAGGACGUGUUUGAGGUACGGUUCGCCAAGAUGCCCGACGAGCCGGUGACCGCCGACGAAGACAACGAGGACGACGACACAAAAGACAGCGACGCGAGCAGUCACCCCACGUCCCCGUCGUCAUGUUCCGAUGACGACAGCGAAGCGGAAAGGGAGACCCAGUUAACCAAGCUGCAGGCUCAGCUGAAAUCAGUACACGAACAACUGACGGCGCUCUCCCAAGCCUCCCAGAACCGGGCCAAGAAGAAGAAAGACCACAAGAAGAAGCGGCGGAAGGACAAAGAGCCCGAGAACCACACCUCCUCGGAGAAGGACAAAGACCGGACGGGGGUGGACCUGGAGGAGAAAGAAGUCCGAGGCGAGAAGCCCUCCAAGGUUAAGGAAGAACCGGAGCCUAAAGUCAAGGAGGAGGUUGAGAACAAGACGACAAAGCCCAAGAGGCCUCGAGCUAAGACCAAGGCCAAGGCUGGAGGGGACAAGACGACCAAGACUACUAAGACGAAGAAGAGUUCUAGCAGUUCAAAGAGGUCGAAAGCCAUAGUUCCCAACUACGACAGUGAAGACGAAGACAUGGCCAAACCGAUGUCCUACGACGAAAAGCGACAGCUGAGCUUGGACAUCAAUAAAUUACCAGGCGACAAGCUGGGCAGAGUGGUCCACAUCAUCCAGUCCCGGGAGCCAGCGCUCAAGGACUCCAACCCCGACGAGAUCGAGAUCGACUUCGAGAACCUCAAAUCCUCCACGCUGCGCGAGCUGGAAAGAUACGUCAUGUCCUGUUUGCGGAAAAAGCCGCGCAAGCCGUACGCCUCCAGAAAGGCAGGGGGUAAAUCAAAGGAGGAGGCAGUGAAAGAGAAGAAGCAGGAGCUGGAGAAGAGACUACAGGCAGUCAGCGGUCAACUCGGUGGCGGGUUCACAAAGAAAGCUGCCAAAAAAGCUCAGCAAGACGCCCUGGACGCCCUCGACGUCGGCGGCAAUCGUCUCAGCGCCAGCAGCAGCAGUUCCUCGGGCAGCGACAGCAGCAGUAGCAGCAGCUCCAGCUCCAACUCAUCCGACAGCAGUGACUCCGAGUCAGCUGAGCCAGUGUCGCCACGGAAACGGCUGAGACCGAGUACAGUGUCACCGCCAGGGAGGAAGCCGCCAACUCCAAGGAAAGCGCCCACUCCAAGAGCCGCAAAGAAGCAGACGGCCAAACAACAGCAGCAACAGCCGACCACCCAGCUUACCACAAUCAAGCUGACCUCGCAACAGCCUCAAACUGCCCCCGCUGAGGAGACCAAGGUCACACAUCCAUCAGCCACGGGAGAUUCCAACCACGUUCCAUCCAGCAAAGCCAAGACGGGUCAACCGUCGGCCAAGACGAAAGCAGCGUCCACAGCAGCAGCUGCGGCUACUGCAGCAGCCGCAGAGGUAGCAGCUGAAGCAGCGGCCGCAGCCAAAGCAGCAGCAACAGCGGCGGCUGCAGCACAAGCAGCCAAGCCCGAACCCAAGCCGGAAACGCCCUCCAAACCCUCAGCGCCAAUACCCAUCGCUCACAUGAGCCUCCCAGCCCAACCCAGCCGGCCUAGCAGCAAGGCGGCCCCGUUACCGGCUAAGAACAAGCGACCGCUCUUGUCGCCUCCAGCAAAGCAAGACGCCAAACCGGCCCCUGUCCCGCCGCUGCAGUCGCCCCCUCCGCUGCAGCCGGUACAGCAAGUAUCUCCAGUUGUGACAUCACCGCCGUCGCAGUUUCUCUCCACACCAACGCCAGACCUACCACUUCCAGUGCCAAAAAAUGAUGUCUCCAAGCCAUCGGUUCAGCAGCCGAAGCCUAAAGUCGCCCCACACCAACCCAAGCCAUCCGGCCUGCCCACACCCCCCUCCCUUACCCCGCUGAAACCCAGCCACCCGGCACCAGCCGCGACCAAACCGCCCAAACCCCACCCGAAGGACACGCCCGUCUCAGAGCCCCCGGCUCUCAAGUCGCAGCCCCCCGCGCCACCCCAGGGGCCUCCCGUGAUCUCCUCCCAUCCCCCUAGGCACGACGCCAACGCUGAAAGCCACGUGGGGGUGACAGACACACACCCGGACCGAGACCCAGACACGGACCCGGAUCAUCUUCCCGAGGCGCCGGCCCAACCCUCCCCACCGAUGCCGCUAGCGGGGCGUCACGAGUCACCGGUGUACAGCCCUUCCAUGCCCAUGUUGGAGAAGCCAGACCUGAUACCGGUCAAAUUCAUGAUCGGCGACGACGACGAAGAAGACGAGGAGGACCGAAAGGGGGAGGAGCCAAUGCAAAACAAUUCACCUGUUGCCGUGGAAACCUCAGCCCCGCCUCCAAGUCAGUCCCCCAUCGCCAAGGAACCCAUUAAGCAAGGCCCGCCAACCAAGUCCAGCAGCAUGCCUUCAACCAAGAGUUCGGAAAACCUCAAGAAGAUGGAGAGGACAACUCCAGGACCAAUGAAGAAGGCUCCGUCUCAAGACGUCAGGAUUCAGAACGUGGGAUCCUGGUCCAACCUAGCCACGGCUCUCAACCAACCAAAGACCAAGCAGGCAACGCCUGUGGCCAAUCGCUCCACGAGCUCCAGUUUUGAGAUGUUCAGGAAGGCCGCUCAGGAGAAGCAAGAGCGGGAACGAACCAAGAAGAUGCAAGAGGAACUGCGAAAGAACCAACGCGAACAGGCAGAGAAGGAACGACAACGGCAGGAGAGGGAGAGACUAAGGGAGAAGGAAGAAGAUGAAGCGUUGGAGAGGGCAAGACUGGCUCAGAAGGAGGACCAAAACAAGCAGCAGUCCCAGAAAGAACGAGAGAGACUACGCGAACAAGAACGACGGAAAAGAGAAGCGAUGGCAGGUGCAAUCGAUAUGAACCAACAAAGUGACAUCAUGUCCCAGUUUGAAGGAACGCUUUGAUAUCUACAAAGAAGUCUGGACGCUCCGUAUCUUAUUCCCCAAAGACUCGAUGGUGACAGACGCAACAUAGAACUCGAGACAAAUUCCGAAUUCCACCCCCUCCCCCUUCAAGAGGCAAGCAAGGAUUCAGUCUCCACACUGCAGCCAUCUUGGUCAGGUACCCAGAGUCACACAGCAAAGAGCACUAGGAAGUGGCUGGCAGUUUGCCAGGCACCAGCCUAAGCUCUUUUUUUUCUGAAGAUGCUUGGAACUCUGUUUUUCUGUUUUCUGAUGGUGCUUUUGUGGAUUGAGAAUCUAAAGAAUUUUUCUGAGGGGAGUUCUUUGAGAAGUGUUCAGCUGCAAAAAGGUGACCAUUCCUCAAGACUUUCACUUUUAUAAAGAAAGGAAAAAUCAUUGAAGAUGUCUCCAAUGAACUUGUCAAUAACUUGCAACGGUUUGAGUUGAAGCAAGUUCAUAAAAAACGUUUCUGAUCCUCGAGUUUGGUUUUUAAUUCUGGCACAGAUAAUUUGAGUGAAACUUUGCACUUAUUUUUUAAGCGAUAUUCCAACAGCAAAAAAAAAACUUGAAAGUCUUGAGACAUCCAAAGAAAGAAAAGUAAUCACAAAAAUUUUGGUAAUAUCUUGAAAGCUAGUUUAAAAUGAAUGGGAAAACGCUUUUAAAGAUUACUUAAAGUACUUGUGACUAUUCUUAAUUUUGAAGUGUUUAGUGAGGACUAUUAUUAUGAAUUUUUGGGUAUUAAGUAUGUGCAACAACCAAACAAUUCAUGGUCUCCUUAAGGAAAAAUAAAUAAAAAGCAAAAGUUAGUUGAGACGUUAGGCAGCCGAGGAAAUAUGCUCCAAAAUUUAGAGUCUUAUUUUCUGGGGGAAAUCAGGAGCUAGAGAGGAAAAAAAAGUGUACAGAUAAAAAUGAGAAUAAAUCGACACACUAUUUAUAAAAUGCUUGUCACCAUAUCACGAGCUCGCCUUAUUUAUGUAAAAUUGUACAUUAGAUAAAUGUGAUUCCAUGUGGGGUAAAUUUUCUUGCUUCACUUUUAGUGUCGAAAGAUUACAUGUAGACACUUUUCUUGAGCACGUUCGCAAAUGAGGGAAGUAAUCUUUAAGGAAUCUUGGAUCGUGUACAUCUUAUAGCGAGGGCGACGUUCUCGCUUUUGCCGUACUGCAGAAAGGAUUUCUGGGCUUUAGGCAUCGCCACAUUCCAUAUUUUCCGAAUCAGUUGGGCGCCUCAUGUGUCCAGAGAGCCCUCUGUUGAUAUAACUGAGAAAAUGGCAGGCAAGAUAAAUGCAAAUGCUGUCAAUUGGCCUCCACACACGAUAAAAAUCUCAAAUUCUUCCCUUCUAAUUUUUGAUAUCAAGUCUACAAAAUGUUGUUUUUAAAUUUCAGUGGUUAACAAAAAAUAGUGUUUGUGUUUAAUACCUUGUUCAGCAGUUUAGUACUACUAUUUUUUUCUCAUCUUUGAAUAAAAAAUAUGACUGGAUUGCACAAAUAUAUGACUAGAGUUCUUCAAAAUUGCAAAGUUGCCAGUCAAUUUUCGGCGUCAAUCAACAGCUUACCAAAAUGUUCUCCACUUUGAACAGUUUACCGAGAUUAUCAAACUUACAUUUGACAAUUUUGGUAAAAGUACUCUUUGUUUUUGCACUGGUAUCUUCCCAACCCACGUCAUAUCUAACCAACACAAUUCCUUAUCUAUGCAUUAUGUGUAACUUUGAAUGUUCCUCCCAAAGGGUUGUUGUAUAAGCUGUCACCGCCUCAAAGCGGUAUGGUUCCCAGGGUCUCAAUGAGUAUGUGUACAGUUUGCCGUUCCGGUACCUGGGGCGCCAGACUAUCAGGGAUUAAACCAGGCACAGACAACAACCCCUUCGGGCUCUACUUAAACCAUUUACGACUCCGCACAGACGCAUUGAUGUAUACAAACACUCGACCGAAACUGACCGACAACUUACACAUCUGCUAUAUUUGUAUAUAAUGCAGGUCAAAGGGCGAAGGACAUUUGCAUAAUUUAUGAAUACAAUUAAGAGUAUGAUGUAUUUAAAUAUGAGUGUACGACGAGUGGAGUAUUACUUUGACUUAAUUUUAUUGGGUUGUCAUAUUGAAGUGUAGCCCGGCAAUAUGUGUAUAGUGAUAUCAAAGUAAGAAAAUGGGAGCUGAUUAUUAAGUUGAACAAUUAACAUUGUACCUGCUUUCCAUUAAAUUUGAAUUAUUCCCAAUUUCUAAAUCAAAGUUUUAGUUGCGAUAAUCAGGAGGGAACAAAAAUUUACUUCCAGAAGCAUGAGAAGAUAUCUUUACAUGUAAACACGUAAAUACCAGACCAGAACUCCAGUUGUGUAGAAUUAGAUGUUAGUUAAGUUUGGUUAACCUAAAAAAAGUAGAGGAAAAAUGUAAAACAAAUAAUUUAUAGACUGUUGCAGUUGUUACUUUAAAAAAAAAAUCACAGUUUGUCUAUUAUUCAGAGUGGAUUUUUCCAAGUGUACAUGUUUCAAAUUGAGCUAAUUCAGUGAGAAAGAAAAUCACGGAACUCCGCAAAACAAUCAAAUUUGUGUUUUCAGAAAGCACGACCAGACACAUUGUAUUAAACUGAACUAUUCAAUUUCUUUCACACAUAUUACAUAAUUCUGACUCUCGUGAAUACGUAAUUCACGACAGGGUGUAAUUAAUUUACAAUUUUAGGGUAAAUAUAAACUCUGUACAUUUGUAAUGUUGUGUGUGAACAGUGAGGGAAAAUGACUAUGAAUUAUGAAUAUUAUUUUAUUUUAAUUUUUGUGCCACUUGCAAUUCUGAGAGUUGAGAAAGAAAAAUUACAAUCUUCGUUUUCCUCAUUUUGGACAGGAGACUUCAGAUUUUAAUCUUAAUUGGAAAAGCACAAGUGGUCAAAUUCAAUUUUUACUUCAAUGGUUGGUAGAUGCAUGCAAGCCUGUUUCAUUGAACUUACAGCACGGACACAUUUCUCACCUUUUUUUCAAAUUUCUGAGUUCUUUAUAAAACGUGGUCUUAGCUCUAGAUUCCGAAUGUUACGCUUACUCAAACAGAUACUUGGAUGUUAUUAAAUUGUUUUGUUUGCCAACACAACUUAAUUCAGUCUUAAAACCUUUUUGAAAAAAAGUUCACGCUUACAUUCGCUUUGGUCUUCUCUCAAAAGCGUGUAAGAUUCAAGUUUUCAGAGUUUUUAGAUCGGAGGUGACCGAGUCUAAUGCGAAAAUGUGAAUUUUUGUCCAAUUGUUUUAUAAAGUGGCAAGACAUCAAUUUGUUUUUAUUUUUCUGUUGACAUUUUUAAUUUUGUUUUUCAUAGGAUAUUUCAGUAAAAUACUAAUAAUAAUUGUGCGUACAGUACUUGCAACAGAAAUACUGUUUUCUUUCCUAGGUUAUCAAUGUUUACAGAAUUCAAUCGACCAAUUUUUAAGAAGAGGUGAUAGUGGAGGAGAUGACGAGAUUUAAACAAUUUCCUUGUUUUUUCUUCAAUUUUUGUUGAUAACAUUUGUAUGUCAUUUGUUAAUGUUCUGUUUGUAUUUAUUUGUCAUUUUAUGAAGAUUCUCCCCCCUGGAGAAAGAAGGGCAAGUUGACAAUAAAAAGAGGUAUUUUGUACAUCAGCUCUAUAA
Patiria miniata (bat star) is the source of this 8393-nucleotide messenger RNA. RefSeq names its product bromodomain-containing protein 2-like. The record is from RefSeq and is a predicted model, not a curated record. The coding region runs from base 602 to 4804 and encodes 1400 amino acids. Gene Ontology annotation, biological process: regulation of DNA-templated transcription; chromatin remodeling. Gene Ontology annotation, cellular component: nucleus; chromatin. The transcript is spliced from 26 exons. NCBI's taxonomy places the organism in Eukaryota, Metazoa, Echinodermata, Asteroidea, Valvatida, Asterinidae.